Dicrocoelium dendriticum is the source of this 810-nucleotide messenger RNA. Lineage: Eukaryota; Metazoa; Platyhelminthes; Trematoda; Plagiorchiida; Dicrocoeliidae. The record is from the annotation of a GenBank genome assembly.
CGGGUGCAGGUUGGAAGGCGUGCUGCGUCAUUUUUUACUGAUCCGUCCCGCAUUGCCAAUGCUCGUCCCGGUGGAGGAGUGCACUUUGAAUUCCACACAGUGUGGAUCCUGUGGCAAUUAACGCGAGGCACUUCUACCAUCUGAUUCAUCAGCUGUCUCAUAUAAGGACCGGCUACAUGCUAGUGUAACAUUGAACAAACAGUCUCCAACCCGUGCAUUAUGUUUCGCUUGUGGUGCUGGAUUGGUUUCAUAAGUACAUUUGGGAUUUGUUCCGUAUCAGCUGUGAACCUGGAAACAAUGUCGAUUGAGGGCGAUGUAUUUGUAGACAAGAAACGUGCCACCUUCACUCCAUUACAACGGACACCAGGAUCGGAGGACUACAUCAAACUGAACGAAACCCUUUGUGAACGAAGUAAACGGAUUUUCAACUCCUCCGAUUCGAAGGUUUAUGACAAUUGGUUAUCGUGCCAAGUCAACAUUAUUGAUGCUCAAACGGCUAAAAUGUUAGUCACAUUUGAUGUGGACGGAUUGAAAGAGAGUGGUGUGAAAUACGACACACCUGAAUUUACCGAGAGGAUAGUAAAGGCUCUGAGAAAUGCAAGCGAACCCACGGAAACGACGGUGUAUUAUUACCAUGGAAACAUCAGAGCACGCAGUUCCGCUGUCAUUGUCACUCCACCUAUCUUCGGAGGGCUUAUUAUUUGCCUCAUAUAUAUCCUUGGUCCUACACGGUGAGAUCUGGAAACUGUAAUUCCAUGACACCUUCACCUACGGUUUGUUUGAGCUAUGAGAAUAAAUCGGAUUAAGCAC